Onychostoma macrolepis is the source of this 3630-nucleotide messenger RNA. It is a transcript of the gene igf1, whose product is annotated as insulin-like growth factor 1. Bases 231 to 716 code for a protein of 161 amino acids. Gene Ontology annotation, cellular component: extracellular region. The record is from RefSeq and is a predicted model, not a curated record. The transcript has 5 exons. Gene Ontology annotation, molecular function: growth factor activity; hormone activity. Lineage: Eukaryota; Metazoa; Chordata; Actinopteri; Cypriniformes; Cyprinidae.
CCCAGCUGUUUCCUGUUGAAAAUGUCUCUGUAAUGUAGAUAAAUGUGAGGGAUUUUCUCUCCAAAUCCGUCUCCUGUUCGCUAAAUCUCACUUCUCCACAACGAGCCUGCGCAAUGGAACAAAGUCGGAAUAUUGAGAUGUGACAUUGCCCGCAUCUCAUCCUCUUUCUCGCUUUUUAAUGACUUCAAACAAGUUCAUUUUUGCUGGGCUUUUGCUGGAGACCCAAGGGGAUGUCUAGCAGUCAUUUCUUCCAGGGGCAUUGGUGUGAUGUCUUUAAGUGUACCAUGCGCUGUCUCUCGUGCACCCACACCCUCUCACUGGUGCUGUGCGUCCUCGCGUUGACUCCCGCGACACUGGAGGCGGGGCCGGAGACGCUGUGCGGGGCGGAGCUUGUAGACACGCUGCAGUUUGUGUGUGGAGACAGGGGCUUUUAUUUCAGCAAACCGACAGGAUAUGGGCCUAGUUCGAGACGGUCGCACAAUCGCGGCAUCGUGGAUGAAUGCUGCUUUCAGAGCUGUGAGCUGAGGCGCCUCGAGAUGUACUGUGCGCCUGUAAAGCCCGGCAAAUCUCCACGAUCCCUACGAGCGCAACGGCACACAGACAGUCCCAGGACAGCAAAGAAACCUAUAUCUGGACAUAGCCACUCUUCCUGUAAGGAGGUUCAUCAGAAGAACUCGAGCCGAGGAAACACAGGGGGCAGAAACUAUCGCAUGUAGAGGACAGUAGGGCGAAUGGCUGAGAGAGACAAGUGAAACCGUUGGACAGCGGAAAACGAGAGUAAAAAAAGACCGUGGUCUUCCAGGGACGUGCUCCACUGUAAAAAACAUAACAAAACAAACAAAAAACCCCCCAAAAUACUAAAAAUACAAUUUAAAAAACAACAAGAUACUGGAUACUGUUAAAGCCCCAUGUUAAGACAAACAAAAUCUGAUGAUUUCCAUACACUGCACCAUUCCAUACUGGGGGAAAAUACUAAAUUAGCUGCUAAAAAAGUCAAAUGAUAACGGUUUAUCCUCUUCGUGUGAACAGUUGCACCUAAUGGAUGCCGAAAGCUUUUUAUAGUGGCAAAAUAUUAAUGUUUGCGGGCACAGAAAGGAGUGAGAUCACGGACCGUGAUGACAAGAAAGGCUGUCAAGCCCGUUUGGAACCCUUGCAAACCCGAACUACGGCUGCACAGAGAGAUGACGUAUAAAAUACAAAUCAGUCUUUUCGUAUUUGAAUCGUUGUGCAAGACCAGAUCAAGGGGGAUUAUACAAAAGCCUUAUGCAGAUGUGCUGAGGUGCUCUAGAGAACACAUUUAGGAUUGAUGAAACAUGACCUACAUCCUGCAAAACACCUUGUGUGUGUUUUUGUUUUUUUAUUGUGUGUGAGGGAUCUUUGCUUCUUUUUUAAAAUAAUUUUAAAUGCAUGGUUUACCUUCUUUAGAAAAUGGGAGGUGAAAGCCAUUCACUCGAACAGUUAUCCGCAUGCAUUUACACCAGUGUAUCAGCACGCACAGGAAAGACAGAGGGAUUACAACAGAAACCACAACAGAUGCAAAAAAUUACUAGCAAUUGUAACAUAUACCAUCAAGAAGAACUUAAUCUGGUUUAGCAGCUACUGUUUAUGAAAUAUUAUCUUUACAGCGAAAGACUGGUGACAUGACUGCAACUCACUAGCUGUAUUAAAAGGAUAUUUCGCCCAAAAAUUAAAAUUGUGUCAUUUACUCAUUUUUACUUUACCCUCCCAUGGGUUUACUUACACUAUGACAUUUUCAGUCCAUUUCUGAUGCUCAUUUCUUCUGGGUAAAAGGCAGUUGUGAUAAUACAGCCUUAUGGCUCAUAUGUGACCAUUUUAAACCAUCACAUAAUUACCUUUUUUAUUUUAUUUUUAGUUCACUGAAGCGGAAAUGGGCUUAUAUAAAGGUGAAAUUUAUCACUGAAUAUUGAUUUAAAUUUCUGGAUUGCAGCGCACCAGUCAUUUGGAAUUCUGUUUUAUUUGCAUUUACUGUCCUUUUUGAAGCUUUACAGACGUGGUCGCUAUAAACUAUGAUUGUACAGCAAAUAUUAGAAAAAAAAAAAAUUCUCAUUCUGAAAAAGAAAAAUACCAGAACACAGGUUCAUAAAAAUGACAGAAUGUUCUGUUUUUGGGUGAAUUAUCCCUCUACACCCCAGUUUAGGCCGUUUUUACAGUCCCUCUGCAUGGUGAUUUCCUCUUUUCUGACCCCAAUGGAUCACGUCAACCCACACUGUUUACUCUGUAUCUAUACUCAACCUAUAUUAACCUUUGCAUUCUCUAACCAUAAUCGUAUGUGAUGGCAUCAUAUAGCGGAACCAUAUAAAAGAUCAACCCACUGUAUAAUGGUGCUAUUUUGUAGUUUGUUACUUGCAGGGGUUGACUGAAAACAUGAAGCUCUAUGUUGGAAGUCUUCCCUUUUGCACAGCCUUGUGGCCACCAUUGUAAUAAUAUUCUUUUAUUUUUAUUUUUAAGCUAUUUCAAUAAGGUUACAGUGUAAGCGAGCGAAAGUAUUUUUGUGAGCUGUGAAUGCAUGGAAAGAGGAAAAAAUGUGGUCCGAGAUGGUUAAUUGCUGUUUUUUUUUUCUCUACGGUUUUUUAAUUAUUAUUUUUGAAACAAUAACGUCCCUAUGCCAAAAAACUUGACAGAGUACUGUGAACUGCAAAUGUCCAACAUUACCAAGAUUUUGACCAUCACAAAGUAGCUUUUCAUGCGCACUACAUUCAUUUAGACAUCCUGGCACUGAUUCUACAAGUCAAGUAUUUGUAACUGGCAAGGAAAUGGCGCAGUUUUCAGUGUAAUACAGACACAGUUACAGUACAAUUCAACCAGUUAGUAACAGUGUAAUUUGGCUAACACUGUACGACUCUAUUCAGGACUAUUGUUUUUCCUUUUCACUUGCCUAUGUUUUUACUUAUCAAUAUAUCUGGGAAGGUUUAAUAGGAAAAUUGCACCAAAAUGAAGUAAAUUACACCAUCAUUGUUAUGAAGAAAGGUUAUGUUUUAACUAGCAGCACGUUAACCGUUCGAAGAUAAAUCAUCUAUAAACAAGAUGAUGCAGAAGGAUAACAUUUUCAGAAAGGUAACUAUCCAUUUCUGGACAACCUAAAUUUGGGUCUUAAAGUGUUUGUACUCUUGAACUGGGCAGUAUGCGUUUUAUAUAAUCUCAAUCUGAAUUAAGAAACAAUAGAAUCAUGUAGAAUCAUAUGCAAUAGCCACCCAGAAUGUCUAUAUAAUGUGCACAAGUUUGAUGUAAUAGACCUCCAGCAAAAGGUCCUCACAUAAUACCAAAGACUUUGAAUAUUUAAGGUUGGUUGGUUUUGGAUUUGUGGCAAAUAUCAUGUGCAGCACUAAAGAUAAAAACAUUGUGCUUAUUUUGAAGUUGUUCUGUUUUCAUUAAAUUGAAUGUAGGAUUUAAGACUGCUGCGGAGAUUUGCGGCACUUUGCUUGAGUUUGAUAGUUGUCAUCAGAACAUAAAUCCAGAGACAGAAACAGAUACAAGAAAGAACAAAUAUUAGAGGAUUCUGGGCAUUGAUCAUUAAAGCAUUCGUUUGAUCGUGAGGCUUUACUGGUGCUCAAUUGCUUUCUGUACAAAAUAUGAAAAUACUGACAGAUUGUUCACCGUUCCUGCUGAAUA